Molecule: messenger RNA, 855 nt
Organism: Solanum stenotomum
Lineage: Eukaryota; Viridiplantae; Streptophyta; Magnoliopsida; Solanales; Solanaceae
Product: probable BOI-related E3 ubiquitin-protein ligase 3
Exons: 2
Coding region: 74-841 (255 amino acids)
Molecular function (GO): ubiquitin-protein transferase activity
Source: RefSeq, a predicted model, not a curated record
CUGUUUCUUUCAAUAAAACACACAAAUUCAAUUAUAAACAUUUAUUAAUACCCAUCUUCUCUUCUUUGUUCAUAUGGCUAUUCAAGCGCAAUUGUAUACGGAUAAUCUUUUAGGUGGUUCAAUGGAUUUCAUGGAGAAUGCUUGUGGAUUUAAUCAGUUUUCUUUUGCUACUCAGCAACACCAACAACCCUUUCAACAGAAUUUACAGCAGCAACAGAUUUUUAACCAGAAAAUCAUGAAUCAGAAUUUGAUGAAUAACAACAUUACUGAGUCAAUUCCUUUUUCACAGUUUCUAGCUACCCAGAUGGAGAAACAGAGGAUUGAAAUCGAUCACUUUAUCAACUUACAGAAUGAAAAAUUGAGAUGGGUUUUAAACGAGCAGAAGAAGCAACAACUAGCAUUGAUUUGGAGAAAAUACGAAUCGAAACUUGAGUUUUUACUGAAACACAAGGAUGAAGAAAUCGCUAAAGCAGGGAAUAGGACAAAGGAGCUAGAAGAAUACUUAAAAAAAAUGGAGAUGGAGAAUCAAGCAUGGCAGAGAAUCGCGAAUGAAAACGAAGCUAUUGUCAUGUCAUUAAACAACACAAUCGAACAACUAAGAGAAAGUGGGUAUUGUUUGUCCACCAAUGGAGAAGAUGCAGAAUCUUGCUGCGAUCUUCAUGAUGAUGAAGAUGAACAAGAAACAAAAAAAAUGAUUUGCAAAAGCUGCAAUUCUCGAUCUUCGUGCAUGAUUUUCUUGCCCUGUAGACACCUUUCUUCAUGCAAACCUUGUGAUUCUCUUCUCCAUCAAUGCCCUGUCUGUGGAAUACCUAAGAAAGCUGCCAUUGAAGCCUUGUUUUGACCCAAAAAAAAAUA